AUUCUUGGCUUCUCUGGGGGGGCAUCCCUUGCGUUGCCCGCGUUAGGACUCACCCUCCACGAGCGAGAUGUCCCGGCUGUGAUCGGCAUGGACAUUCAGCGUAAGGAUGUCGUUGACCCCGCCGCCCGAGAUCGGGUCCGAAGGAAGCGCGACAAGACUGUCGGCCAAACACUAGACAAUGAACAAACGCUCUACUUUGCCAAUAUCACCCUGGGAACCCCCAAGCAAAACUUGCGCUUGGUAAUGGACACCGGCAGUAGUGAUCUGUGGGUCAAUACUCCCAAUUCCACCCUUUGCAAGUCCAAAGAAACCCCUUGCUCGGACUCCGGUACUUAUAAUGCGAGCUCGUCGUCAACCUACUCUUUCGUCUCGUCCGAUUUUAACAUCACCUAUGCCGAUGGCUCCACUGCAUCUGGUGACUACGUGACCGACACUCUCACUGUCGGUGGAACGACUCUUAAGAACUUUCAAUUCGCCGUGGGAUUUACCUCGGCCUCUUCAGAGGGCGUACUGGGAAUCGGAUACACGUCCAAUGAAGUCCAGUCAGGCCAAAAUGGCGAUAAAGCCUACAACAACCUACCCAAAGCGAUGGUCAACAAGGGCCUGAUCAAGUCCAAUGCCUACAGUCUCUGGUUAAAUGAUCUAGACGCCAGCACCGGCUCAAUUCUAUUUGGCGGAGUGAAUACAGCGAAAUAUCACGGCUCGCUAGAGACACUACCCAUCCAAAAGGUUGGAGGUGUUUUCUCUGAAUUUGUCAUCGCCUUAACUGGUGUUUCUGUCUCUACAACAUCCAAGACACACAACUACUCCUCAAGCGCGCUGCCAGCAGGCGUACUGCUCGAUUCGGGAAGUUCCUUGACAUACCUGCCAGACGCCAUCACGCAAGAUAUCUACGAUGAUUUGGAUGUUACAUACGACGCCUCGAGUGGAAUUGGUAUUGUUCCUUGUAGUCUUGCCGAGAAGGAUGUCAACGUCACUUACAAAUUCUCCUCUCUCCGGAAAUAA
Penicillium waksmanii is the source of this 1005-nucleotide messenger RNA. Its product is annotated as pepsin-like aspartic protease. NCBI's taxonomy places the organism in Eukaryota, Fungi, Ascomycota, Eurotiomycetes, Eurotiales, Aspergillaceae. The annotation marks the transcript as partial. The transcript has 3 exons. Gene Ontology annotation, biological process: proteolysis. The record is from RefSeq and is a predicted model, not a curated record. Gene Ontology annotation, molecular function: aspartic-type endopeptidase activity.